Molecule: messenger RNA, 3471 nt
Organism: Portunus trituberculatus (swimming crab)
Lineage: Eukaryota; Metazoa; Arthropoda; Malacostraca; Decapoda; Portunidae
Exons: 6
Coding region: 555-3278 (907 amino acids)
Cellular component (GO): nucleus
Molecular function (GO): DNA binding
Source: RefSeq, a predicted model, not a curated record
CACUUAUACUAUUGAAGUUUUGUUAAUUUAAUUUACACAUUAUUUGUUACAUAUCUAAGACAUCUUAGAUAUUUUUUGUGUGGCAGGGUAACCUUCUUUUGCUAAUGUGCUGAAGCCAGGAAUGGGACCUGUGCACUCAACUUGCCUACACGCUUGGUGAUGGGUGAUGGUCAGUGAUGAAUAAGGACAUUGGUAUGAAAAGUAUGUUGAAAAAGUAUGUAAAGCCUUCCUGUCAAAAUAUGACUACAAUAGUUUCCUUUUUAAUCAUUGCAGUAAAUACAGAGAUUUUUCAAUUUAUGCAUGUUUAGAAUAUGCAAUUUUGGAGUAACACAAGUUAAAAGACAUAGUGAAUUUUUCAUGUUAUUCAGAUUAUUUAGGAUAACACAAUGUCAAGAAAAUCAAGUUGCACUGCUGGUUUAGUUCUGUGAUACAGCUACCAGAUGUCACCAGGUGUUCCCCUUGUCUACCACUAACGUGCUGUUCCUUCACAUGGUGCUUCAGGCUCAUUGUUACUAGUGAAAUUUCAGUGAAUAGCAGCAUUGAAAGAUAACAAAAUGUCUCCUCGAGCUUGUUUGCCACUCAGUGUGAAACUAAAACUCUUGGCUGAUCAAGAGAAAGGAUUUGGUCCCAAGAUUUUAAUGAAAAAGUACAACAUAAAGAAAUCAACAUAUUAUCGAGUACUUAGUGAGAAGGAAACAAUUAGAAAUUUUGCCCGCAGAAGUGAGUUUAAAAAUAAGCUAGAAACAGAUGAAGAAGAGGAAGAUGAUCACCCUGGAAAUGUUGAGAAAGAAGUAAAACAAGAAAUUAAAGAGGAAGAAUGCCAACAGGAAAGGCAGUGUGAUACACCACAGUCUCUUGAAGGUGUUAACGAGGCAGUGAUGCAGUGGUACAGUGAAAAGGAGGCAGAGGGUGUGGAAGUGAACAAAGCAGAUAUUGAUGAAGCUGCUGAACAGCUGGCACAGAAGUUGGGCUUCACAGACUUCAAACUGAAUAGCAGUGGCUGGCCACUCAGAUUUAGGAAGGCCCAGACUAUUGUCAAGACAUCGAACACUGAAAAUGUGAAUGAUGAGGAGAGAGAGACGUCUAAGCCAAGAGUGAGGAAAGACCUCAGAAUACAAGAUCAAAUAACAGCUUUUCAGCGACUUCAAGCUGGAGAGACUGCACAACAUAUUGCUGAAGAUCUAGGUGUGAGCAAGUCAACUAUUUUCAGGGUAAAAAAGAGACUUAAAGACACUCUUUUUACACCGUCAUUGGAUCCAAAAUAUCAGAUUAGGGUUGAAAGCCUGAAAAACAAAAAAAAGAAUGACAGUAUCGUGAAAGAAAAAUUAGAAUUUUGUAAUGAUGAUGGCAAUGUGUCAGGUAGUUCGCAUGAGUCUGAUAGUAAUAGGGAAUCUGUAUGGGCCUCCAUAGAAGAAAGGAAAAGGCUGAGAAGAAUUAAAAAUGGAAUGUCAAAUAAAGAAAGGGGUCUCAAUCUGGAAGAAAAAAAAGAGGCCAUUGCUCAGUAUAAAUCAGGAAUCACAGUAAAAGAAAUUGCACGUAACUUUUGUGUGAGUAUUUCAACUAUCCAACGUGUGAAGAAGAAGUUUUCAAAAUCCCACAAAUUAGCAAUGAAGAAUUAUCUCAAACUUGAAGAGAAAGUCAACAUUCUGGAAAGACUUGAUGAAGGUGAAAGCAUAGCAGAAAUUGCAGAUGAAUUCAAAGUAAAUGAGAAAACUGUUAGAAGUAUUAAGAAGAAUAAAUUAAAAAUCAUGAAUGUCUAUAAGGUUAGUCUAAGCUCGAUAGGAGUGCCUUCAUCUUCACCUUCGAAGAAAGAAACUAUGAAUGAGAAAAUAGAGAAAAGACUAUUGAUCUGGAUUAAUGACAUGAAGCAGAAGAAGAUCCCAUUGAGCAGUGCUGCCAUCCAGAAAAAGGCACUUAUUAUCCAGAUGAACAUAGCACAGGAGGAAGGGAGCUCCUCCUCUCAGACCUUUGCUCCCACUAGUGACUGGCUGGACACUUUUAAGAGACGACACAACGUCCAGCAAAUCCUAGAUGAAGACAGUGAGUCAGAAAGUGAUUCAUAUGAUGAGAUAUACUGCAAGGCAGGUCCAAAGUCAAUGAAGAGACGCAUUAUAGAACAAAAAAAAAGUCGUUCAUUUAAUUCUACACAGCACACCUCUACACCCCCUGAAGUGGGCAUGAAGCUGAGCGAGUUUGCUGCUGGGCUGCGAGAAAUGUACCUGGACAGCAGCCUGCCUCCAGACCCCUACAGGUGUAACGUCUUCACCCCAAGAGUCCUUCUCGCACGUUCAGAAGUUAUUAAAAAGUAUACCACACCAGAUGUUGUGAAAAAUGAACCUGUAAGUGAAGAGGAGACAUGGUUAGCUGCACACACUAAUCCAUGCACUGAUUCAGAGUGGGAAGAAGAGAACUGGGAUACACGUUCCCUUACAGAAGUCAGUAAUUCAAAAGAUAGCAUAAGGAAAAAGAGGAAGAAAACAAACAGUGAAUAUAACAAGAAGAGGAGAAGAUUGUCAGAUGGAGAUGAUAGUGAUGAUGACAAAUCAGAUGUAGAUUACAGUAGAAACAAUUUUGUUAGUGUUCCUAUAAAGGAAGAACCACAGAGUUCGUUAGAUUCAGUUCAUUCCAGUGUUCCAAUGGCAGUAUUACCUGCUGGCAGUGGGUAUGUUCCUCCACUCCCCAUGUUCCAGAUGCAAGCAGGUGGAUUGACUGUUUAUAUGCCUGAGUCCCAGCAAAUGAUGAUGCAGCAUCCUAUUAACUACCCACAUAACAACUCUAGUGAAUUAUUUAUGAACCAACAGGAGAUAAGAGGUCGGACUCUUACAAGUAGCCCCUCAUGUCAGUUUAGUGAUAUUCAAAGUGAAGCAAAUGUUGAACCAGAUAUAGGGCAAGAUAAUGAAAAUAUGAUUGUGAUGCCCUUUGGAAGAGACCUGUGUGAACCAGAAAAAUCCAGACAGUUGCCUUUAUCUCACCCAGACACAGUUGUAUGUGAUUCCCUAGAGAAAACUAAAAGGGACAGAGCAGCAGCUAUUGCAGAAAGUAUUGGAAAUACAGUAGAGGGAUCAUCUAAUAAGAUGCUUAGUGUUUUGACAUUUAAGUUAUUAGAAUUAAAUAACAAAAACCUAAUUUGUGAUGAAAGAAUUGACAAAGCAAGAGAAGAUUAUGAAAAGACAGUAGCUCAUAUUGAAGCAGAGAAAAAGAUAAAUGACAAGGAGAUUGAUAAAGUUCUGGCUGCUAUUCAGGAGUGGAAGGAAGCAAAGAGUCACUCAAGUACUUAGAAGCUACAAAAGAUGGGAGUUGUGUAAUCAAAUUAUAUCUUGAAUCUUUAUCAUAACAUUCUUUAGAAACAUCCUGAGACUUUGUUUGAUAAUAUUUCUUAUGUUCAAUGGAAAUAGUUCAUUCAGUUGUGAAUUAUCUUUCCAGGUGGCAUUGUGGAGAUAAAGUUAACAAGGACUUGAGUACACACACACA